Messenger RNA from Rotaria socialis, 1428 nucleotides. The record is from the annotation of a GenBank genome assembly. NCBI's taxonomy places the organism in Eukaryota, Metazoa, Rotifera, Eurotatoria, Philodinida, Philodinidae.
AUGGUACAAAUCUUUUGCAUAUUCAUCGUGCGUCGGAGUUUCCAACGAAUGACCGCAAGUCGUUUAAGAAAUGCAUCUAUGACUAUUCAAGAAUUAUUCAAAGAAUAUGAUAUUCGUUUACGUCCAUCAUUUGGAUACGAACCACUUUUGUUGGAUAUUGAAAUUCGUUUAGCAAGUUUCGAUAGUAUAUCUGAAGUAAAUAUGGAUUACACUUUAACACUCUAUUUAAAUCAAUAUUGGCGUGAUGAACGUUUAGUAUUCGGUAAUAAAAGUGACGAAAUUAUUUUAACAGGUGAUAUUAUUGAUAAAUUUUGGUUACCGGAUACAUUUUUUCCGAAUGAUAAAAGUGCAUAUUUGCAUGAUGUGACAGAAAAAAAUAAAAUGAUACGUCUAUAUGGUAAUGGCGAUAUUCUCUACGGAAUGAGAUUUACAAGUACAUUAGCAUGUAUGAUGGACCUACGACGGUAUCCACUUGAUAGACAAAAUUGUACCAUCGAAGUAGAAUCUUACGGUUAUACACAAGCUGAUCUCAUCAUGCGUUGGAAAAAUGGACGUGCAUCAAUAUUAGAUCUUGAUAAGGCUCAAUUUCCACAAUUUACUAUCCUAGAUUAUGAUACAAUAUCCUAUGGAAUAUAUUUAGCAACAGGUGUUUAUCAACGUCUUUCGUUAAGUUUUAUUCUUCAAAGAAAUAUUGGCUAUUUUUUAUUUCAAACAUAUCUUCCAUCGAUUCUUAUUGUUAUGUUAUCUUGGGUAAGCUUUUGGAUUAAUCAUGAAGCGACCAGUGCACGAGUUACAUUAGGUAUUACUACAGUCUUAACAAUGACAACAAUAUCUACUGGUGUUCGGUCGUCUUUACCUCGAAUAUCGUAUGUCAAAGCCAUUGAUAUUUAUUUAUUAAUGUGUUUUGUGUUUGUAUUUGCUGCGCUACUCGAAUAUGCAGCUGUUAAUUAUCUUUAUUGGGGUAAAAAAGCUAAAAGACGAAAACAAAAAUGUCAACGAGAAAAAUCUCGAGAAAAAGCUCCUAACGAUCAUGAAUUAGUUCAUAUCGAUGCUAAUCGUGAUUCACCUAUUGUUGGUUUAUAUUCUAAUACAUCAGUUAAUCGUAGAAAAUUACUAGUGACAUCAUCGGAUGAUAAUCGUCAAACUAAUCAUAUCAUUGAUACACAAUCACCUCGCAUACGACCAUUAGUUAGAGCAAAUCCUGCUUUAUAUCCAUCGUCAUACAAUCGAAAUCAACAACCCCGACGUACUCGUCGUUUUAUAAAUUAUCUACGAACUCGUACAAUAAAUUUACGUCAUUCUAUUCCACAUGUACAAGAUGUCAAUGAUAUAGAUAGAUGGUCACGUCUUUGUUUUCCUAUACUUUUUCUACUAUUUAAUGCUUCAUAUUGGCCUUAUUAUAUAGUGCGACCACAAAAGUUUACUUAA